Messenger RNA from Alnus glutinosa, 452 nucleotides. RefSeq names its product dolichyl-diphosphooligosaccharide--protein glycosyltransferase subunit 4A. NCBI's taxonomy places the organism in Eukaryota, Viridiplantae, Streptophyta, Magnoliopsida, Fagales, Betulaceae. The transcript is spliced from 2 exons. The record is from RefSeq and is a predicted model, not a curated record. Bases 117 to 230 code for a protein of 37 amino acids.
UAUAUUAUCAGUUUCCAGCCAGAUUUCCACAGCCUCGAGAGACAAUUUGGAAGAGCUUCUCACUUCGUGGUCGUGAUCGAGAUCGAGAUCGAGAUCGAGCCGAACAAUCCCACAUCAUGAUUGACGAUCAAGACCUCGGCUUCUUUGCCAAUUUUCUUGGCGUCUUCAUUUUUGUACUGGUGAUAGCGUAUCAUUAUGUGAUGGCUGACCCGAAAUACGAAGGCAACUAAAGUUUUUCUCAGUUUGUGAUAGAGAUGUCAUGCUAUUUUUGUAGACUUUCCAUAAAUGGUUAUAACUUGAUGUAGUCAAAAUUGUUGCUUUGCAACCGUGAAUUCCCGUUUUUGAAUCUUACAUACAAUAGUAUGGUUCUCCUACAGAGCCCCCGGUCACUUUACUGCUUUGUUUUCAUGAAAACUCACUCUGUUCAGUAAUAUAUUCUUGCUUUGCGUACC